Molecule: messenger RNA, 1952 nt
Organism: Artibeus jamaicensis (Jamaican fruit-eating bat)
Lineage: Eukaryota; Metazoa; Chordata; Mammalia; Chiroptera; Phyllostomidae
Product: membrane-spanning 4-domains subfamily A member 7-like
Biological process (GO): cell surface receptor signaling pathway
Cellular component (GO): plasma membrane; trans-Golgi network
Source: RefSeq, a predicted model, not a curated record
UUGGAACUGACAAAGCUAGGAAGGAAGAAAUGGGGAGAUGAGGACAACUAAUGUGCAGCAUCAGCAUCAUGUUAACUCAGCCCAAGGCCAAGGAAGCCUUUGACUCCUUCACUCCAAAGGACACCAUUAUCUCCCCAGAAGAAGAUAAACUGGACAAUGAUCUCCAAAAAGAAACCACAGUUCUUGGGAGUAUCCAGAUCCUGUGUUGCCUGCUGAUUUUAAGUUUGGGGGCCAUUUUGGUUUCUUCUCCCUACUCCUCCCACCUCAAGCCAGCAGUUUCCAUCGUGUUGAUGUCUGGGUACCCAUUUUUAGGAGCUCUGUGUUUUGCCAUUGCUGGAUUCCUCUCCAUUAUCUCUGGGAAAAAAUUAACUAAGCCCUUUGCCGUGAGCAGCCUGAUGUCCAAUGCAGUGAGUUCUGUUGUUGCUGUAACAGGCCUCAUCCUCCUUGCUGACAGCCUGGUAGCCCUGGGGAGGGCCUCUCAACUAUGUGGCUCACAAAGGGAACAUCUAACUGCAUUGCCUAAUUUGGAGUACGAUUAUACAACAUAUGAAGUUGAGGGCUGUGUCUUGGGUGGUGUCAGCCUAACAGGUGUGCUGGUGGUGUUGUUUGUCUUCACUGUGCUGGAGCUCUUGCUGGCUGCAUACGCUUCUGUCUUUUGGUGGAAAGAAGUCUACUGCAACCCUGCGAGUUCAUUUUUUUUGCCUCAGUCACAAGAUUAUAUCAAACAUGUAAAGACUUCUUCAAGGUCAUGGAUGUGAGAACUCUCAGCUCUAGAGAAAAAACGAAGGAGAAACCCAGUGCUCAAGGCAAAGUGUGACUUCUCUGAACUUUCAGUGAUUUUAGACUAUGAAAGAAACUUAAAAAAAAAUAGCUACUGUUUUGUAGUUUGUCAGUGUGAGUAAUUUUCUUGCCCUUGAAAAUAAUUUCCCAAAAGGCUGGGCCAGUAAAAUUUCAUUAGCCUGUCUUCCAAAAUGACCAUAAAAUUUACAAGCUUCUUUGGGUAAACUGGACAGAAAGUAAUUGUCUAUCAUAAACAAGAGGAGAAAAUGUGCUCUCUUGUGUUAGUGUGAAUUGGCUAUGUGCCUGAGCAGGCGCUGUUUCUGUAUUAUUUUCACAUGAAUAUUGCUUAAAUAAUAGACAUUAGGAUUGCAGGAAAAUUUUAAUUAAAAAUACUUAAAAAUAUAUGGCUUCCUUUUUGUCAGUUGAAUGGAUUACAUUUUUGUCAAUUAAAUAUAAUAGCUCAAUGGUUUGUCUCAUUUAAUGACUUUAUUCUUAAAUAUCUGGUUUCAAAGAUUAUAACUAAUUAUAGUGCUCUGUCCCAUCUAAGUUAUAAACCAAGUAAGAAAUUAGACCAAUAAAAAUAAUAUCAACUUCAUUACAUAUUGGUGUAAACAACAUGAACUACCUAAUAAAGAGCUUCUUAAUACUGCCCUUGGGUCUGGGUCUUGGGCCCUGUCCCAGAGGGGACUGUGCAACAGAAACAUCCAUGUAUGUUUUCCAAGUGACAUGUACAAGAAUGGUCAUAGAAGUCAUACACAUAAUAAUCGUCAAAGGAAAACUAUCCAAAUAAACAGUAGAAAAGACAAAUAAGAAUUAUGGUAUAUUUAGAUGAUGAAGUACUAUACAGCACUGCGAAUGAACAAACUACAGUUCCUGCGGCCACAUAGGUAAACCUACAAAAAAAUAAUGAUCAGGGGGACAAAAGCUAUGUAUAAGAGAGAAUAUACUGUAUAAUUCCAUUUACAUAAAAUAAAGUUUAAAAAACAAGCAAAACUAACAUAGAGUUAGAAUUGAGAGCAUGGUCACCUUUGUGGGUAAUAAUUGGAAGGAGACCCAGAGAGCCUAUGGUUUCCUGGAAACAUUCUCCUCAAUCUGGCUGCUGAUGCUGUGCAUAUGUGAUGUGUUCUCUCGCUUCUCCGUUAUAACAAAAUAAAAACCAUUUUUAACAGUUA